Messenger RNA from Galleria mellonella (greater wax moth), 4265 nucleotides. Its product is annotated as probable cytosolic Fe-S cluster assembly factor GL21135. Lineage: Eukaryota; Metazoa; Arthropoda; Insecta; Lepidoptera; Pyralidae. The transcript is spliced from 8 exons. Gene Ontology annotation, biological process: iron-sulfur cluster assembly. Gene Ontology annotation, cellular component: cytosolic [4Fe-4S] assembly targeting complex. Bases 619 to 2067 code for a protein of 482 amino acids. The record is from RefSeq and is a predicted model, not a curated record. Gene Ontology annotation, molecular function: 4 iron, 4 sulfur cluster binding.
AUUUGUCAUUCAAAGACACAUUAUGUUUGACGAACUUAGGAUUAUCUUCAAAAAACCCGAAAAUAUCCCGCACUCAAUCCCGAUUCUCUUAAGAUUUCCUUCUUGUUUCAAAGCUAUUUUCACUUAUAUUACUACAACAUUCAAGGAGCUAUAAGAAUACUUUUAUUGAAUUGCAAGACAAUGAUUUUUUAUAAUUAUUUAUUUUUAAUUUGAUAAAUCCACUGGUUUAAGAAAACUCAAGAAAAGAUAUUUAUGAAAAUGUACUUACCGGAUUUGACAAAUGAAAUAUUGAAGAUUAUGACAAUAAUUGAAGCGACAUUAGAAAAAUAAAAUUCCAGACAAAUUAUCUUUUUGAAGACUAGGCAGCAUGGUCUCCGACCUUAGCCUGUUCCAAACGGAACAAACGUACUAAAAAAAAAAAAAAAUUUUGUCUGUGUAAUUUGUUAUGAGUUUUUGUGUAUAUUGACUUAUUCGAAUGAAAUGAAAUUAAGGCAGCAUGGUCUCCGACCUUAGCCUGUUCCAAACGGAACAAACGUACUAAAAAAAAAAAAAUGAAAUGAAAUUAAAACUUAUUAAUUUUUUACACUUUUCAAGAGUUUAAAAUAAGAAUUUUAAAUUAUGGCAUCUCGAUUUAGUGGUGCUCUACAGCUUACAGACCUUGAUGACUUUAUUACGCCCUCACAAGAGUGCAUAAAACCAGUGACAAUUGAAAAAAAGAAAACAAAAACUGGUGCUAAAAUAAAGAUUGGAGAGGAUGGAUAUUUUGAUAUAUCUAGCGGUCAAGAGCAGAAACUUCAGAAAGUCGAGAUUACUCUAGCUGACUGCCUUGCUUGCAGUGGUUGCAUCACAUCAGCGGAGAGUGUAUUAGUCACUCGGCAGAGUCAAGAAGAACUACUCAAAGUGUUCUCAGAGAGGAAAUACACAGAUAACAAGGGUGUGACAAAAAGUGUGAGUCUAGUUGUGAUAUCUUUGUCACCGCAGCCUACACUCUCUCUUGCGGCACGAUACAAGCUCACUCCUGAGGAUGCUACUAAAAAAUUAGCUGGAUAUUUCAAAAGUUUGGGAGCUGAUUUAGUACUAGAUAUGACAGUGGCGGAAGAUCUCUCACUCCUUGAAGUACAGCAGGAGUUUCUAGAACGAUACCAUAAUCAUCAGAACGAUCCAACUGCUAAACAUCUUCCAAUGCUUGCCAGUUCUUGUCCAGGUUGGGUAUGUUAUGCAGAGAAGACUCACGGAAACUUCAUCCUUCCAUACAUAUCCAGUACAAAAUCCCCCCAGCAAAUUAUGGGCUCCCUGGUGAAGCAGUACCUGUCUAAAUCCAAGGAGGUGAACCCAAGUGAGAUCUACCACGUGACAUUCAUGCCAUGCUACGACAAGAAGCUAGAAGCGUCCAGAGAGGAUUUCUAUAGUGAAAUAUUAAGUUGUCAUGAUGUGGACUGCGUCAUUACUGCAAUUGAGUUGGAACAAAUGCUGAACAACAGCGGCAAGUCUCUCAGUGAAGUGGCGAGCUCGGAGCUGGACUGGCCGUGGUCAGAGAGCGACGGUCACCCGGCGAUCCGCCGCCACCUCGGCUCGGGCUCGGGCGGCUACGCAGACCACGUGUUCAGUUACGCUGCCGAACAGUUAUUCGGAGAGAGCAAUGCGCCGCUCGUUUAUAGAAAUUUAAGGAAUCCAGAUUUCCGGGAGGUUACAUUAGAAAAAGACGGCAAGGAAGUGUUGAAAUUUGCAAUAGCGAAUGGAUUCAGAAAUAUUCAGAACUUAGUACAAAAGCUCAAGAGAGGCAAAUCUCCGUACCACUAUGUGGAAGUCAUGGCUUGUCCAUCAGGGUGCUUAAACGGCGGAGCGCAGGUACGACCCUCGACUGGCGAGAGCAGUCGUGAGCUGGUGACGCAACUGGAGGGGCUGUACUCGCAGCUGCCGCUGGCGGCGGCCGGCGGCGGCGGCCUGGUCCGCAGACUGUACGCCGACUGGCUCGACGGCCGCGACUCGGACAAGGCGCGCGCCAUGUUGCACACGCGGUACCACGCCGUCGAGAAGUCCGAUAUAGCGCUUAAUAUAAAGUGGUAAUAUAUUGCUUAUAUUGUUACCAUAGCAACCUGUUAAUGACUAGUGCACGUAUGAACAGCAGAGCUGUAUUUAUAAAUAUAAGAGGCAACCAUCUGGACGAGUGGCGGUCCUCCACCGAGCGUUUUUCAAGGCACUUUCUCCCACGCACAACCACUCUUUGGAAUCAACUUCCAGCAGCAGUAUUUCCGAACCGAUAAGACAAUAUAACCUUCAAUAAAAGAGCAUAUUCCUUUUUAAAAGACCGACAGCACACCUGCAAUGCCGUAGGUGUUGUGGGUGACCAUGGGCGGCGGUAGUCACUUACCAUCAGGUGAGCCGCAUGUUCGUAUUCCCCGUGUUGUAAAAAAAAAAUAUUAAAAUUAAUAAAUAAAUGAAACCCUACAAGUAAAACUUCACAGCAAGCCGAAAUAAUUAUACGCCAUGUCGACCCCACACGGUAAAAAUAACUUACGCUCUCAUUCUGCACCGCGGAUUAAAACUCGAGUUUAACAAGUUGAAAAAGUUGAACUAUAUACUUAUAUAUACUAUAUAUAUACUUUGGGAGUUAAAUUGUUAUAAUAAAAAGUAAUACUUAAAAAAAAAUUCAUGUAAUGCAAAAUCAUUUAUUUAUUUAUUUAUUCUUUAUUGUACAUAAAAAAAUUACAACAUAUAAUAUAUAUAAAAUAAAGAUGUACAACAGGCGAGCUUAACUCUGUAAGAGUUCUCUUCCAGCAAACCCUGAGUGGAAAGGAGCAUUCAUUAUUAGCGGGCAGUAUGCGUACAAUAAUGGAAGGAAACAUUAUAGAUGUUUCUAUUAAAAAUAUGAAAUAUGUUGACAUAUAUACAAAGUAACUCAUACAAUUAAAAUCAAAAUAAAUACAUAUCUGUAUACAAUAAUACAUAUACAUAUAUACAUAGACGUAAAAUAUCUCUUUUCAUACAAAAUCAUCAGUCCAGACUUUUUUUAAUGGGUGAUAAUGGUAUGGUCACCCCGCCUACGCUAUCGGUAUACACUGGCGGGGCACCAGUGAUAGAUGACUGAUGAGGAAGAAAACAGGUCAGUUAGCCUAUCCUGACGAAUUCAACUAGAAUUAGUCACGAUGAUUUCCAGGGGGAACCAUGUGGAGGUCGACCUGACAGGGUAUAUUACUAGUAAUGGGGCUAUUUGAGCCCAUUACUCACAAUCCCUUUCAGUCCCUAUCAGUCCAGCCUGUCCACUGCUGAACCUGGGUCUCCCCCUUGCAAAGCGAGGGGGAUCAGUAUUUGCCACUCUUGGCAGGUAGAUUAGUUAGGCUUUGAUCACAUUUUAAGAGGGGCGCUGCUGCCCAUCCCUCCUCCUUCCAUUAAGGUCCUCAUUCCUCCAUCCUUAAAGUUCUCACUAUUCCAUUCGUGUUUCAACCGUGAAGCAGUUGUGUUUGCAUGGCUGUGUUUCGGUUUGAAAGGUGGGAUACGGCAUGAAUUUACAGGGUACAGAGGAAUAACAUCCGAGUCCUCGGGUACGGCAACGCAUGGGGGGUAUCAUGGGCGAAACAGUAUUAUGUCCUUGGUACUGCUCAUGUCUAUAGGCGACGGUUACCACUUUCCAUCAGGUGAGCCGUCAGCUUAUUUGCCAUUCUAAGUUGUAUAAAAAAAAAAUCUGUAUAUAUAUAAUCAGUUCUCCUACCUUAGUCGCCUCUUACGGCACCCACGAGAAAGGCAACUGUGUGUUAUUGUGAGUUAGUCGUAAAAAUAUGUUCCAAAAUUUAUAAACAAGUAUUGAAUAUUUUUCUACUGUACUUGUUAUAUCGUUUCUGACUAGUUUUACAUCUAAGUCAAUAUAAUUUAUGUACAUAUUAGUUAUAAGAAGUAAAGACGGUUAUAUAAGUAAAGUAAUAAUAAAUUGUUUUUUUUAUUGUCAAGUGUGUGCGUGUGUAUGUGUGUGUGGGUGUGUGUGCGUGUGCGCGUGUGCGUGUGUGUGCAUGUGCGUGCGCGCACGCGCGUGUGUGUGUGUGUGUGUGUGUGUGUAUGUGCAUGUAUAUACUAUUAUAUAUAUUUUUAUGUUAAUAUCAUAUAUAAUAUCAAUAAUCAUCUGCUCUCGAUUAUUUGGUUUGGUUCAUUGUGGAAACUUUACUGAUUUAUGUUAUGGUUGUGUAUACUAUUUUAUAUGUCUUAGAUAUUGUAUGUUUCCUUUUCAAAGUAAAAUAACAAUAAAUAAAUAAAUAAAAUUGUUAUAACAUAAA